Acanthopagrus latus (yellowfin seabream) is the source of this 1807-nucleotide messenger RNA. RefSeq names its product hepatocyte nuclear factor 3-beta-like. The coding region runs from base 488 to 1699 and encodes 403 amino acids. Lineage: Eukaryota; Metazoa; Chordata; Actinopteri; Spariformes; Sparidae. The transcript is spliced from 2 exons. The record is from RefSeq and is a predicted model, not a curated record. Gene Ontology annotation, molecular function: protein domain specific binding; RNA polymerase II cis-regulatory region sequence-specific DNA binding; DNA-binding transcription factor activity, RNA polymerase II-specific. Gene Ontology annotation, biological process: anatomical structure morphogenesis; regulation of transcription by RNA polymerase II; cell differentiation.
CAGUUUGGUAUGAGUACUUUUACUUUCAAUAGCAAUUUUCCCUGAUCGUACUUAACUUAAACAGAGUAUUUAUACAGUAGGCUAUGAGUACUUUUCAUUUAAUACUUUAAGUACAUUUUGCUGAUCAUACAUAUGUAUAACAGGGUAUUUUAGUGUGAUAUGAGUACUUCUACUUAAGUAACCCACACCUCCCUCCUGCUCGUGCCGAGGUGUUGACUGAAUAUUUAAUUCGCGAGCUCGAGGAGGGCUGACGGAGCGAUCUGAUUGGACGCUGGCUCCGGCAGCAGCUCGGGCGCAGGUGCCAGCGGCUCAGUGAGCAGAGUCGGUCCCGGUCAGUCGGUCACAGCCGCCGCUGCAGGUGCGAGUCAGUCCCGGGUCUCAGCAGCCAAGGAUCCAGCGGCCGGUACCUGGAGGACAGGUGCGUUCCAUGCGCGUUUUCCCGCCUCGUGCGAAGCUGUUUGGAUGAGCGCGUGCUGGAGCGUGCACGAUGCUGAGCGCCGUUAAAAUGGAGGGACACGAACAUCCGGACUGGAGCGGGAGCGGCUACUACGGAGAGACCGAGUGUUAUUCUGCAGCAGGAAACAUGACUUCCGGUCUCUCCAUGAACUCUAUGAACAGCUACAUGAGCGCGCCUGGCAUGACCGGCACCGGACACAUGAACGCGCACUACGUGAACCCUGUGGGGGUCAACCACUCGUCGAUGCCCGCUGGGGUGUCUCAGAGCCCGGGGGCCGGGAUAACGGGGCUGGGCGCCGCGCUGCCGCCGAACAUGAGCUCCAUCAGCCCGCCGCCGUACGGCAGCAUGCCGGUGAUGAGCCCGGUGUACGGCCCGGCCUGCGGCGGCCUCCGAGCCAGAGAACCCAAACCGUACCGGAGGAGCUACACGCACGCCAAGCCGCCGUACUCGUACAUCUCCCUGAUCACCAUGGCCAUCCAGCAGUCCGGCAGCAAGAUGCUGACCCUGAACGAGAUCUACCAGUGGAUCAUGGACCUGUUCCCGUUCUACCGGCAGAACCAGCAGCGCUGGCAGAACUCCAUCCGACACUCGCUCUCCUUCAACGACUGCUUCAUCAAGGUGCCCCGCUUACCGGACAAACCGGGGAAGGGCUCCUUCUGGGCCCUGCACCCGGACUCUGGGAACAUGUUCGAGAACGGCUGCUACCUCCGGCGGCAGAAGCGCUUCAAGUGCGGGAAGCAUCCCGGGGCAGGUGAGAAGGAGGCGGCGGGGAAGCCGGGCUCCGAGGGGGGCUCGGUGAGCACCAGCAGCGGCAGCGGGCCCGACUCCCCGCCCCCCUCCUCCUCCUCCCCUCCACCGGCGUCGGAGGUGAAGACGGCCGGGCUCGACCUCAAGCCCUCCAGCCCCGUGCGCGUGCCCUCCCCACUCGCGCACGCGCAUACGCAGCACCUGUUCACCCACCACCACCAUCACCAGCACCACCCGCUGCUGCUGCACGAGGCCGCGCACCUGAAGCCGGACCACUACCCCGCCCACCCUCACCACUACUCCUUCAACCACCCGUUCUCCAUCAACAACCUCAUGUCCGAGCCGCAGCACCACAGACUGGAGCCGUACGGAGGCUACGGCUGCCCGGUGUCCGGGGCGCUGGUGGCCGCCAAAACCGGCCUGGAUCCGGCGCACACUGACACCAGCUACUACCGCGGCGUGUACACCCACAGGCCCAUCAUGAACUCCACCUGAAAGGACUUUAUAAUGUAAAAAUCAAAAAACAAAACAAAACAAAACAAAAAACAUUUAUAAGAGGCUCUUAAAGUGUUUUUGUUGAAGGCCUGAAGGAUUUAAAAAUGU